Molecule: messenger RNA, 2855 nt
Organism: Cylicocyclus nassatus
Lineage: Eukaryota; Metazoa; Nematoda; Chromadorea; Rhabditida; Strongylidae
Source: the annotation of a GenBank genome assembly
CUUUAGGGGUACGGCUGCAGAGCAUGCGGUUACCAAGAAGCCGCGCUAUCGUCACUAUAUGGGUUCUGUCUUGCUCAAUAUUAGUAGCGCUUGCACAAGACCACAGCCACCAUAACCAUGGUUCAAUGUCGGAAGCUUCCACAGAACCAUUCGAGUUUACAGAUGUUUUGGAUGCGAGCUCUGCAAAUAGUUCUGCGGAAGUAAUGCAGAAGUCGGAGCAUUCAAGUACGAAUCCUAACCCUGACCCUCUGCAACUUGACCCCAAACUUGAGCCGAUCCCAAAGCCGGAGCCAGAACCAGUGCCAAAGUCAGAUGAGUCUGCACGUUCAUCACAUGUAACUUCAUCGACCAUAUCGGAAAUUCCAAUGCCAGAGCCAGAGCCAGCAAUAAAGUUUGACAAUAUUGAAACGGAAGAUUACGGUGACGUGGUUGAGCUUAGGAACCAGCCAGACGAGCUCGACACCGAAGUCAUUGAGCAGCUUGUUGAUCGGUUUCUCAAUACCGGUUCACUCUCAGACAAAAAUGGUCCAAAGUUUGCAAAUCCGGCAGCUCAAGCCCUUGUAGGGAGCAGCAAAUAUUGGAAUACUGAGGGGCUAAAGGAGCCAGGAACAAUCAAGGAUGAAGCAACAAUCAAAGAAUGGAUAGAUGGCUACCAAGUUGAAGCUCAGAAGGUUCUAAAAGAAGUAGCUCAAGCUGGAUGGAAGUACUUCAGCCACGCAUCUCCAGGGGCGAAGCAAAGUUUGAAUGAAGCCGAACAGGUUCUAUCACGCUUCGUUCGUUCGACUUCAAUGCAAGCCAAGCAGUUCGAUAUGGAAUCAAUCAAAGACGCAUCACUGAAAAGGCAGCUAGCAUACGUAUCCUUCGAGGGGAUGUCCGCAUUGUCACCAAAAGACUAUGCAGCUUUUAAUCAGGCGCAAAACACGCUCAACCGAGUAGCAGGCGACGUGACCGUUUGCGACAAGGAUCUUCCACCGCCAUGUGCUUUGAAAAAAAUCGAUAUGGAAUCGAUAUUCCGCAAUGAAAAGGAUGCAGCUCGCUUGUCACACUUGUGGAUAGCUUAUCUAACAGAGCUGGCUCGAGAGAAGCCCACAUAUCAGAAAUUGAUUCAGUUGACUAACAAAGGGGCACAAGCCAACGGUUUCAGUGAUGGCGGUGCAAUGUGGAGAAGUGCUUUCGAUAUGUCUGGGAAGAAUACACCAAAAGUAUUGGAUUUCAACGAGCAAAUAGAGAAAAUAUACCAAAUGAUCGAGCCGCUCUAUAAAAACUUGCAUGCAUAUAUGAGACGUCAAAUAGCUGGGAUUUAUGGAAAUCCUACCGGACUAAGCAAAAAUGGACCGAUUCCAGCACAUUUGUUUGGCUCUGUCGAAGGAGGCGAUUGGUCAGCUCAUUACGAGCAGACAAAACCGUAUGAUGACGAGUCAAGUCUUCCGGAGGAUAUACUUUUCUCUUUCCAUACACAAAACUACACUACCAAGCAGAUGUUCGUGAAGGCUUACCGCUACUUCAAAUCGAUAGGAUUCCCAACCCUUCCUAAAACGUUUUGGACGAGUUCGCACUUCGCUCGUGUCUGGAGUAGAGACAUGAUUUGUAAUCCUCCAGCUGCCUUGGAUAUGAGAGAUGGAGUAGAUUUCAGAGUGAAGGCGUGCGCACAACUUGGUAUGCCUGAUUUUGAAUUGGCUCAUUCUCUAAUGGCACAAGUUUACUACCAGUACCUCUACAGAAAUCAGCCGCUUUUAUUCAGAGAGCCUGCAUCACCCUCAGUCAGUGAAGCUGUCGCGAAAGUGUUUGCUCAUCUGGCUACAAAUCCUCAUUACCUGUACUCGCAAAAGUUAGUCAACGCUUCCCAUUUGGAAAUCAAAGACUCUUUGGUAAUCAAUAGGCUCUAUAAGGAAGCACUGGAAAAUUUUGCAAAAAUACCCUUCGAUAUAGUCGCUGACAAAUGGAGGUAUGAACAAUUCGAAUCCACUAUUUCACCAGGAAAGCUGAACGACAGAUGGUGGGAGCUAAGAACCAAGUAUGAAGGCCUACGAGCUCCUCAGCCUUACAACUCGUCAAAUCUUGAUGCUCUCAUGCAUAGUGCCAUCUAUCAAGUCCAUUCUCCUGCCACAAGAGGUCUCGUAAGCUAUGUUGCCCAAUUUCAGAUUCUGAAGGCCAUGUGUCCUGCUGAAACCGCGCUGAGCGAGGGAUGCAUACUAUCAGAAGAUACGACAGAGAAGCUUCGUGCAGCAAUGACCAUGGGAUCAUCAAUCACUUGGCUCAAGGCUCUGGAACUCAUCACUGGUAAAGCCGAGCUGGAUGCGAAGCCUUUGCUUGAGUAUUUCGAACCGCUUGCAAACUGGUUGAGAAACACUAACGAAGUAGACCAGACCUUCCUCGGUUGGGACGGUGAUGGAGCUCUAUUUACCGCGGAAGAAAUUCCUAAACCGAGAAGUGGAAUGGAUGGCGGUAGUGGUAUACUCAGUGAAGAUCGAGUUGCUUUUCCAGGAGGCCUUUGUGCGAAUGGACAAGAAUGCCUAUUGGAUUCUCACUGCAACGGAACAAUUUGCGUUUGUAAUGAUGGGCUAUAUACUCUAGAACUCGGAUCGACAGUAAACUGCGUCCCCGGCAAUCCGGCUGACAGCGGGUUUGGAGAUGGACAGGGAGGUUUGGUGAUUGGAUUGUUCUCCUCUGAGACAACCAUCCAUCCAGAGCCCGAACCAACUACGACAACCAUGGGCACAACGAGUUCACCAAAAACUUCCGGGUCCACAUUAUCCAAUACAUUAAUACCCUAUGCAAACGAGGAGGAUAAGACAAAUGCCUGUAGUGGUCCAAAUGCAUAUUACACCCUAUCAAAGCCAAAUGACUCAAUUUGA